Drosophila teissieri is the source of this 644-nucleotide messenger RNA. Its product is annotated as protein PET100 homolog, mitochondrial. Gene Ontology annotation, biological process: mitochondrial respiratory chain complex IV assembly. Lineage: Eukaryota; Metazoa; Arthropoda; Insecta; Diptera; Drosophilidae. The transcript has a single exon. The coding region runs from base 266 to 514 and encodes 82 amino acids. The record is from RefSeq and is a predicted model, not a curated record. Gene Ontology annotation, cellular component: mitochondrial inner membrane; mitochondrion.
CGCACGUAAUAAGAUUGUGGAAUUUCAAGGUGGACGGAUGAGUUUCAAAAAAAGUUUUUAAAAUUGCUUGUCCCAAAAACGUUUUUCGGACAGCUGUCCCAAAAUAUAUGCACGCCUUAUCCAACACAGCUCGCCCUGCCCCCAACGACAGGCAACACUGAGUUAACUGUAAUCAGCUGGUUUUUGUUUAUAGUUUUGAGGAAAACACAAUUAUUCGACGAAAAUUGCGUUUUUUCACGACUAUCCAACGCAAUAAUACUACGAAAUGGGUACCUGGGUGCUGGAGGUGGCCAAGAUGGGCAUGUACAUGGCCUUUCCGGUGACGCUGUUCCACCUGUUCAACCAGCCGGAAUACUUUGAAGAAUGGGUGACCAAGAAGAAGCGGGAACUUUAUCCGCCGGAGAGCAAAAGCCACCACGAGGAGCUGCAGCGGGCGAUCCGGGAACACCACGCCCAGCACGACGCCAAAAUGAUGCGUGCUAUGGAAGAGGCGGAGGGCAAGCAGCAGAAGUAGAUGAUUCACCAGCACCAAUCCUGCUAAUCCCAGGUUAUAUAACCGGGGGCAAGCAAACAACCGAUGCUCCGGAUGGAAGUGACUAACUGCUCUGUAACGACGUAAUAAAAACAUUUUGUAUUAAACCGAA